CCUGUCCCAGAUAGUAAACGAGAGAGACCAAUGUCAAGUGUGUUGAAAACCUCACCCCCUUAUCACAAUCCUAAAAACAACUCAAAUUAUACCAAAUCUCAUAAUCACUUCAACUUCUUCAAACACCCUUCAAAAACAUGUCUUCUACAUUCCAAAUUCAACAUUUUUUGUCGCAGCAAUGUAAGUGUUUCAGAUUCUUUGCCCAACACCACUUACAGCAUAACCCAAAACCAAAAUGCUAAAAUUUGCAAAUUUUGUGAAAUGGGUGAUCUCAAAAAAGCCAUGGAAUUACUCACAAUGUCAAAAAGACAUGAACUUUGGUUGAAUACUUAUUGUUCCGUUUUGCAGCUUUGUGCUGAGAAUAAAUCAUUGGAAGAUGGAAAAAUGGUUCAUUCCAUUAUCACUACAAAUGGGUUGCCAAUUGAUGAAACUUUAGGGGCAAAAUUGGUUUUUAUGUAUGUGAAUUGUGGUGAUUUGGUUAAAGGGAGAAGAAUAUUUGAUGAGAUUAUGAAUGAUAAGGUUUUUCUUUGGAAUCUUUUGAUGUCUGAAUAUGCAAAGAUUGGUAAUUAUAGGGAAAGUGUGAGUCUUUUUAAGAAGAUGCAAAAGUUAGGAAUUUCUGGGGAUUCUUUUACGUUUACUUGUGUUUUGAAGUGUUUUGCUGCAUUGGGAAAAUUGAAGGAGUGUAAAAGAGUUCAUGGGUAUAUUUUGAAAUUGGGUUUUGGUUCUAAUACUGCUGUUGUUAACUCUUUAAUAGCAGCUUAUUUUAAAUUUGGUGGAGUUGAGAGUGCACGUAAUCUGUUUGAUGAAUUGACUGAACGAGAUGUGGUUUCGUGGAAUUCUAUGAUAAAUGGAUGUGUUGUGAAUGGUUUUUCCGGAAAUGGACUUGAGAUUUUUAUUCAGAUGCUAGUUUUGGGGGUUAAUUUGGAUUUGACCACAUUGGUUAGUGUUCUUGUGGCUUGUGCAAAUAUCGGAAACCUUUCACUUGGUAGAGCUCUUCAUGGUUUUGGAGUGAAAGCUUGUUUUAGUGAGGAAGUUGUGUUUAGCAAUACCUUGCUAGACAUGUAUUCAAAAUGUGGUAAUUUAAAUGGUGCAACUGAAGUUUUUGUGAAGAUGGGUGAAACAACUAUUGUUUCUUGGACUUCAAUCAUUGCUGCUUAUGUACGAGAAGGUUUAUACGAUGAUGCUAUUGGAUUAUUUGAUGAAAUGCAAAGAAAGGGUGUUAGGCCAGAUAUCUACACUGUCACAAGCAUUGUUCAUGCUUGUGCGUGUAGCUACUCUUUGGAUAAAGGAAGGGAUGUACACAGUUACAUUAUAAAGAAUGGCAUGGGAUUGAAUUUGCCUGUCGCUAAUGCUCUGAUGAACAUGUAUGCAAAAUGUGGAAGCGUGGAAGAAGCGCGUUCAGUUUUCUCUCAAAUUCCAGCUAAGGACAUCGUCUCAUGGAAUACAAUGAUUGGAGGUUAUUCGCAAAACUCAUUUCCUAAUGAAGCUCUAGAACUUUUUUUGGACAUGCAAAAACGAUUAAAGCCGGAUGACAUUACAAUGGCUUGUGUCCUUCCAGCUUGUGCAGGCUUAGCCGCUCUAGACAAAGGCAGAGAGAUACAUGGACACAUAUUAAGAAGAGGGUACUUUUCAGAUUUGCAUGUAGCUUGUGCACUUGUUGAUAUGUAUGCCAAAUGUGGUUUACUAGUUCUAGCACAACUACUUUUUGAUAUGAUUCCUAAAAAGGAUCUGAUUUCAUGGACUGUUAUGAUAGCUGGAUAUGGCAUGCAUGGGUUUGGAAACGAGGCAAUUUCAACCUUUAAAAAUAUGAGGAUUGCAGGUAUUGAGCCCGACGAGUCCUCCUUUGCCGCGAUACUUAAUGCUUGCAGUCAUUCUGGAUUACUGAACGAGGGUUGGAAAUUCUUUAACUCCAUGAGAAAUGAAUGCCGCAUUGAACCAAGGUUAGAACACUAUGCCUGCAUGGUGGAUCUUCUUGCUCGUACGGGAAAUCUAUCAAAGGCGUACAAGUUCAUCAAGUCCAUGCCAAUUGAACCGGAUGCUACAAUUUGGGGUACCUUGCUUUCUGGGUGUAGGAUCCAUCAUGAUGUGAAACUAGCAGAAAAAGUGGCAGAACAUGUUUUUGAGCUAGAGCCGGACAACACGAGGUAUUAUGUUGUUCUAGCAAAUGUCUAUGCAGAAGCAGAAAAGUGGGAAGAAGUGAAAAAGUUGCAAGAAAGGAUGCGUAUAAGAGGAUUUAAACAGAAUCCAGGUUGUAGUUGGAUAGAGGUCGGAGGAAAAUUUAUUAUCUUUGUUGCUGGGAACACGAAACACCCUCAAUGGAAAAGGAUAGACACGUUGCUGAGAAAAUUGACAAUGCAAAUGAAGAAUGAAGAUUACUCUACUAUGUUUAGGUAUGCAUUGAUUAAUGAAGAUGAUAUGGAGAAGGAAGUGAUUCAGUGUGGACACAGUGAAAAGUUAGCAAUGGCUUUUGGUAUAUUAAAUUUGCCGCCUGGGAGGACUGUUAGGGUAUCGAAAAACCGAAGAGUAUGUGGGGACUGUCAUGAGAUGGGGAAGUUCAUGUCAAAGACAACCAAUAGGGAAAUUUUAUUGAGAGACUCAAACCGGUUUCACCAUUUCAAGGAUGGUUUAUGUUCUUGCAGAGGUUUUUGGUAAAUCAUUUGAAAAAUUCAAUAUACCAAGGAAGUUCUCCAUUAUCAAUGUACAUAUUUUCCAAUCACAUUUCUGUUGCUGGUGUAAGAGGCCUUGUAGAUUAGGAUAUAGUAGAGUAAGACCAAAGCAUGUGCAGAAUCAGUGGUUUUGACUUUUGAAUAUACGAACCGGCGAUACAAGCCAUUCAAUCUCAA
Molecule: messenger RNA, 2843 nt
Organism: Trifolium pratense (red clover)
Lineage: Eukaryota; Viridiplantae; Streptophyta; Magnoliopsida; Fabales; Fabaceae
Product: pentatricopeptide repeat-containing protein DOT4, chloroplastic
Exons: 1
Coding region: 31-2652 (873 amino acids)
Biological process (GO): RNA modification
Molecular function (GO): RNA binding; protein binding; zinc ion binding
Source: RefSeq, a predicted model, not a curated record